This is a messenger RNA of Lolium rigidum, 550 nucleotides long. RefSeq names its product RING-H2 finger protein ATL74-like. The transcript has a single exon. The record is from RefSeq and is a predicted model, not a curated record. Lineage: Eukaryota; Viridiplantae; Streptophyta; Magnoliopsida; Poales; Poaceae. The coding region runs from base 20 to 550 and encodes 176 amino acids.
AUCGGGUCGGUCGAUCGGCAUGUCGACGGCGGCGUCGCUGCACCAGAAGCCGCAUGGGAGCGGCGGCGGAGGAUGCUGCAGCAUCAGCGGGACGGUGGAGCUCGUGGUGGCGUUCACGGCGGUGUGCCUCGCGCUGUACGGGAUGAUACUGUACCUCAACUAUCUGUACAUGCGGUCAGGGUGGGGCGGCGUGCACCGGAUGACGGGGUCCAGCGCUGCGGCGAGGAAGAGGGGAGGCGGAGAGGGGCUCAACAAGGCGGCGCUAGCGGCCAUGGCGCCGGUGUUCAUAUUCAAGGCGAAGGAGGAGGCGGCGGGGCAGGAGUGCCCGGUGUGCCUCGGCGCCAUGCAGGACGGCGACGCCGUGCGCGUUCUGCCGGGGUGCAGGCACGCGUUCCACGUCGGGUGCGUCGACGUCUGGCUCUGCACGCACGCCACCUGCCCCGUCUGCCGCGCGCGCCCUUCGCUCCCACCUUCGGCGCCACCCAGGGCUGCUAGCAAGGCAACGGACCAGCCCGCCGGACGGGAGCCAGACCUGGAGAAUCAGGUAUAG